UCAGAUUGGCCCGAAAGCAGGCUAGCAGGUUUGUUCUAGUGUGAACGGCGGUGUGGUGUUAGCCGAGUUAGCCGGUUAGACGCUUACCUCAAGUUUACACACAAGUUUAACCGCUUUUAUGAAUUCGCUUCGUGUCACAUAAUUUCAGUUACUUUAUUGUUGCCUUGGUCAGUUUUUAAAAUGCCUCCCCGGGCCGAUUUUCGGCUUUACGAGGCGAAGUUUUUGUUGGUGCUCCUGGUCGUGAGUGCAGGACGAGUCUCUGGGAUUCAGGAGGAAAACAAAUUAGCUGAAGUGCAGCAGCCCGCUGAGAAAGCUCCAACCGGCCAACCUGCAGCUCCAGUCAUCAGUCCAGACGAGCCGAGUAAAGGCAACCUGGGAUUUAUCCAUGCGUUUGUGGCAGCAAUUUCGGUCAUCAUCGUCUCCGAGCUGGGAGAUAAGACUUUCUUCAUUGCCGCUAUCAUGGCCAUGCGAUAUAACCGUCUCACUGUUUUAGCAGGGGCCAUGCUAGCUCUAGGUCUUAUGACCUGCCUGUCAGUACUCUUUGGUUACGCCACCACCAUUAUCCCUCGGAUCUACACUUACUACAUCUCCACCGCACUGUUUGCCAUCUUUGGUGUAAGGAUGCUGAGAGAGGGGCUGAGGAUGAGUGCUGAUGAAGGCCAGGAGGAGCUUGAAGAGGUACAGGCUGAGAUUAAGAAGAAAGAUGAGGAGCUUCAGCGUUAUAAACUGGCCAACGGGGCUCCCGAUGUAGAGGCAGGUUCGUCGGCGGCCGCGUCGCCUCAGAGGAAGUGGCACAAUUUUAUCUCGCCCAUCUUCAUCCAGGCACUCUCACUCACUUUCCUUGCCGAGUGGGGGGACCGCUCUCAGCUCGCUACCAUCGUCCUGGCUGCACGGGAGGAUCCUUUUGGCGUGGCGGUGGGAGGAACUCUGGGACAUUGCCUCUGCACAGGCCUGGCUGUGGUUGGUGGAAGGAUGGUGGCUCAGAAGAUAUCCGUCAGGACCGUUACGAUCAUCGGUGGAAUCGUGUUUCUCGCCUUCGCUUUCUCGGCCCUCUUCAUCAAGCCGGAUACCGGAUUCUGAUAAAAGGACAUGUUUUCUGGGCUCAGUCUGUAAAUACUGGCUCUGAAAUGCUGUACCACAGAGGCGGACUGUAAACAAAGGCCACCCCACUGUUGACUGGCGGCCUGUGUGUGUAUGAGAAAGCAAAGUGUUACUGUAUAGACCCAGUCACAACUGCUGCAUUAGUUUUUUUCCGUUAGUCUUUUUUUUUUUUUCCUUAAUCAUGUGAAGGGUGUCAUUUAAAUAACAUUAAUUUCCUUUACUUCUGUCCUUUUAUCAUGUUCCUUGUUUCUUCCGUACGGUUUUCUUCUGUUGUCCUUUAUCAUGACCCUGCAGCCAGUGAGCACCAGCCUCACAGUGCAAAGCACUAAGGAGCACAUGCAAGGAGCAAGUCCUCAGUUUUAGAUCUUUAAUUAUGUACAUCACCGUGUCCUUUCACUGCUGGGAUGAUGCCUAUUCGUAUCAAGAUUCAGUGUGUAAUCUCGCAAGUGUAAGAUUUCUUCACGACCGUGGUAUAAUUUGGCAAUAAACCCAAGAGCCACCUACUUCUGAUGAAUGUGUGUGUCGAGCGAAACUUCAGGGUCAUGGUGUUAGUUUUUCUGUUCCAACUAGAGCACAAACGGCGUGGGGAAAGAUCAGAAAGUCGGUACUCAAGUCGUUACUUCCAAGAUCCUGAUGGACAUGGAGAGAAGAGUGUAGUAAAGAAAUCCCAGACAACCUGACGGUCGUACGCAUCCCUUUCUCGUUUACUGCUCGAGUGUUGAAACUCCAGUGCAAAUCCAAAGAGGCUAAAUUUUUUGGGGCAUUGAAUGAAACUUUCCCUCAGCUAAGCUCUCUUAAGACUUUUUAGUAAAUCAAUCACUUAUGUUUUUAUUCAUCUUCAAGCAGUAUGUGUGUGUGUGUGUAUAUAUAUUUCUUUCUCCUGUUUUCUCAGCUCUCGGAGUUGACAUUGCUGGGUUAUCUACAGUUCAAGGUGACUUAUUUCUUUGUCAAUAUUUGACUGGAUUUAUUCAUCUGUAAAGGGCAAAUAAGUUCACUAUUCAUUGAGAGUUAACUGUAUAAAUUGCUGUAAAUAAUAAAUUAAACUGUCGGUAUGGCUUUU
Molecule: messenger RNA, 2161 nt
Organism: Tachysurus fulvidraco (yellow catfish)
Lineage: Eukaryota; Metazoa; Chordata; Actinopteri; Siluriformes; Bagridae
Gene: tmem165
Product: transmembrane protein 165
Exons: 6
Coding region: 181-1080 (299 amino acids)
Biological process (GO): Golgi calcium ion transport; Golgi calcium ion homeostasis; manganese ion transmembrane transport
Cellular component (GO): Golgi apparatus
Molecular function (GO): calcium ion transmembrane transporter activity; manganese ion transmembrane transporter activity
Source: RefSeq, a predicted model, not a curated record